ACUUUCUCAACUGAAAGAAAGAAAGAAAGAAAGAAAGAAAGAAAGCCUUUUCCUCUUUAUUACUCGCCCGAUUGGUAACAGCCCCCCCCCCUCACGAGAAGUAAUCAUACGGCAACGGGUGUUAAAGUCAAGUCGACUCGACUCAGGUUUAGGUUUGGGUUUCUUUUUUGGUAGGCCAUUUUCGAAUUCUUGGCUGUUGUUGGUGUGCUUUUUUUCUCUCUCCAUCGGUGAUAGAGUGAGUGCUCAUACGUAUUGUACCAUAUUUAAUCGAGUCAAGUCCGAAAUGUACGGUAGGGAGGGGAAGGAGGGAGGAAGGGGAAGAAAUGGAAUGGUGGGGUGCAGUAAGGUUGCGUUGGUUACAGUAGUGGAGAGGGAAAGUGAAAGAGGAUGGACGGUACGGUGCGGUAGCUUGCUGCUACUGCUGGCGCUGCUGCUGGUAGGCGGGUUUAUGGAUGGAUGGUCGAGUAUGAUGGAGUAUGGAAUGGGAGGCUGGGGGGGAGUGGGAAGGCUGGGCAGCGUAGUGUAGUGGUUGGUGGGGGGAGGGGAGGGGAGUACUGUACAUCUGCUUGUAUCAUAUCAAUACUUGUACGGUACUAGUACUGUACAAGUAUGGGAGAGAGAGGGAGGGUUCUCCUUUGGUGGGAUUGCGUUUGUGUGGGUUGGUCAUGGGGGGGGGGUCUCUUGAGAUUUGUAUUUUGAGUUGCACACGGGUUUUCAUGGGUUUUGUUUGCCUCUACUUGUACGAUGAUGGUAUGACGCAGUACUUGUGAGGUAGAGGGUAGGUAGGUAGGCAGGGCAUGUACCGGCACAAUAUCAUAAGAUGUGGUAUCGGGGUUGGGCUGGGUUGGGGUCGUUAUGUAGGGGAGAGAGGACGAGGAGUGCUUUGUUUUGCCUUACCUUUUACUUUUAUCGUAGUUUUACUUCUCCUUGUCGUCGUCGAAACGUCCCACGAACCCCGCCUUCGCGAAUUCUUCCCUCUCCUCCCAUUCGUGGAACGAUUACCUCUCCCCGUCCCUUCCUCCAACCCAUUCACCAUUCUCCACACUUCUAAAGUUAAGUUCUAA
This is a messenger RNA of Tuber melanosporum (Perigord truffle), 1064 nucleotides long. RefSeq lists its product as uncharacterized. The record is from RefSeq and is a predicted model, not a curated record. NCBI's taxonomy places the organism in Eukaryota, Fungi, Ascomycota, Pezizomycetes, Pezizales, Tuberaceae. The coding region runs from base 798 to 1064 and encodes 88 amino acids. The transcript has a single exon.